Messenger RNA from Triplophysa dalaica, 4400 nucleotides. It is a transcript of the gene synpra, whose product is annotated as synaptoporin a. NCBI's taxonomy places the organism in Eukaryota, Metazoa, Chordata, Actinopteri, Cypriniformes, Nemacheilidae. Gene Ontology annotation, cellular component: synaptic vesicle membrane; synaptic vesicle. The record is from RefSeq and is a predicted model, not a curated record. The coding region runs from base 2157 to 3023 and encodes 288 amino acids. The transcript is spliced from 8 exons.
UAUUGCAAUGGGCAGCUUUAUGAGUACAUCUGUUGCGGUUUAUAUUUCCCUUGCUAGUUUUAAAAGUUUAAAACUAUUUCAGGGCUAAUGAUUCAGCCAUGCAUUUGUAAUGGAAGUUAUGCAUGUCACCUGCUAACAAGUGAUGCAUACCAAAAUGCAAGCUAUUUCAACACAGUUCAGUCACUUGGCUACGGUAAUAAAGCAAGGAUUGCUCUGUGCCAGUCAGAAGUAUCUUAAAUCAAAUCAAAGAGCAAAUGUCACGUAAGAAAGCAUCUUCAAAAUAUUUGCAAAUUGGCUAACAUUGUCGCCGCUGAUGGGCCGCUUUGCGCUCAUUGGAUUAGUUGCUAAGCAACCUGUUUGCCACGCGUGUUGUCAUGGAUUCAAAUGUUCCGGAUGCCCUCCAAAAUGGUCUGCUGACCACUGAUAACAGGGUGAGGGCGGAGGUUACACAAGAACUCGACUCUUUUAUCCAAAGGAAGUAGGAGAGAAUGUGAACCUUUUGUCAACACGCUAAACAGUACCGUUGGUUGACAAAGCCAUGUUACUAGGAUAUUUUUUAAAGCUGCAUGGAGUAAGCAAAGAGAUUUCUCCAGAUGCCAGUCAGGCCACAUCUGCCUCUUUCCAGGCACAGAAAUUAGGACUGACGAGUGGCAAGGUGCCACCACACAUUCCGAUUUCAUUCUGCUGGACCUGAGGCAGUAUGGCAGUGUAAUAAAGUGGUAUUGCAUAACGCAAUGUGCAUAUCAGUGUAUCACACAGGUCCUUCAAAUGAUUGCACUGUAUGCUGUUGUUAGAAAAUGAAUGGUUGUCUAUUAGGCAAAUGCUUUUACCCGCAUAUGUAAAGUAUAUAUGUGGUAUGUUUGUAUGUACCCUGUGAAUCCAUUUAAUGAUCUUGUCAUUGCCAGCAUCAUGUUCUACCAGCCAACUAAGCUACAGGAGCACUGAAAUUAACAUCAACAUCUAUUAAAAGUACAAUUAGUGAAAAUUUAAUACUGCUGGAGAUUACAUCCAUACUGGGCAACCGCAUGGAAGAAAUUAUGUUUAAUUAUGUUUUUUGGUGGAUUCUUGUGUUUGUUUGUGAGACAACCAUCCAGCUGCCACCUAUGUAAACGACUACCAAAAAUAUCUAAAUUGUUUUGCAUUUAGAUUUAUGCAUUUACAUUGCAUUAUAAUAUACGUUUGUUUCUAAGUAUCUGCAAUCCAUGGGAUCAAACCCAUGAUCUUGCCAUUGCAAGCACCAUGCUCUAACCACUAAGCUACAGGAAAGUAAAUGUUUUACACAAUCAGCAUAAAUUGAAAGUCUGAUUUGUAAAAAAAAUGAGUUGUGGAUGAUGGAAUCUUGUUCACUUUACGUUACUAAUUUUGGCAGAUAAAUUACAUUUAAUUUGGGCAUUUAGCAGAUGUUUUUAUUUAAAUUGAAUAAGAGUGAGGAGACAAUAAAGCGAUUGACAAAAGAACUUAAUAUAGCCUAAUUAAAUAAAAUGAUGAGAUAUUGUCAAACUCGGUAAGAAAAAUAUGCAUGCUUAAUUUGAAAACUUGCCUGUGUGAAUACUGAACAUGUUUGUUUGCUGUUAACCUUUGACACUUCAGGCCUAUAUUAAAUUUAAUAAUUAUUUAUUGUCUAACACACCAAGAUAGACUUUUUCGUGUGAGAGAUAUACAGGGUUGUUAUUCCGAUAUACCAAAGCAGCAAAUUCAAUAUAUUUCCUGCAGGUGCUGUCUGCUGUCUCAGCUCAAGAGAGUCAUGGGAUGUGAUGAGCGUGGACACCUAGCUGUGUGAUGGGGUCACCUACAAAAAUCAUGUUUUUUUCUAUAAAACAAAAUAAUCCUUCCUUCCAAACAAAAACAAUUAUAGAGCUAAACUAAAUUGCAAUAAAUCUUCAAUAUCAUGCUAAAAUGUCUCCGUGUAGCUCCAGAGCGUCUACCAUGUCCGAAAACUCUCGUCUCUUUUCGAUCGAUUUAGCGAUUCAUGCCGAAGUCUAACUGCUGUGGCGAUAGUGAAGGGACGACUCAUUACGAAGACGCUCGGCUCUUUCCGUAUAGAGGGGCGAUCACAGCCGAUCCUGCACUUUCUGUGCCUGAUACAGUGGCACAUCACUCAUUCAGCGUUGUUUUGUUCUUGACCUACUCUAGUUACCAGCGCAUUUAUCUCAAAAAUGGAAACCGCUAACCAGAUUGUGUCACUCGGGACAUUUCAAGUGCUUAAAUUACCGUUUGGAUUUAUCCGUCUUUUGGAAUGGCUUUUUGCAAUCUUUGCAUUUGCAACAUGUGGAGGUUACUCUGGGCAACUGAGGGUUAGUGUGGACUGUGUCAACAAGACAGACAGCAACCUCAGUAUCGGCAUCAACUUUGCCUACCCGUUCAGGUUGAACUGGGUGGAAUUUGAUGUGCCGACGUGUGAGGGAAGGAGACAAGAGCGGCUUUAUCUGAUCGGAGACUUCUCCUCCUCAGCUGAGUUCUUUGUCACCAUCGCUGUCUUCGCCUUCCUCUACUCACUUCUGGCCACUGUGGUCUACAUCUUUUUCCAGAACAAGUAUCGUGAGAACAACCGUGGACCUCUCGUUGACUUCAUUGUGACGGUGGUGUUUUCAUUCAUGUGGCUAGUGAGCUCAUCAGCCUGGGCCAAAGGUCUGUCAGAUGUGAAGGCAGCGACUGAUCCAGAUGAGGUGGUCCUGUUCAUGUCGGCUUGUAAGGUGCAGACCAACAAGUGCAGCUCAGUGUAUGGACCUAGGUGGUCUGGCCUGAAUACGUCUGUGGUAUUUGGCUAUCUGAACUUUGUGCUGUGGGCGGGAAACAUCUGGUUUGUAUUUAAAGAGACAGGGUGGCACAAGGGAGGCGCACCACGUUAUCCUGUUUCAUCCUCAGAAAAACAAGCCACUGCCUUCAACCAACAGGUCUACAGUCAGGGAACCUUUGAUCAGGCCGGAGGUGCUUUUACAGGAACAGGGGACUUUGCACAAUCAGAGUAUAGGCAGGUGGGAAAUUAUGCUACGAGUGGUCCCAUCUCCUACACAAGUCAGUAACCCCCUCAGCCUCAGAUGUCUAAUAACCCCCAUACAGGGAACUAAUGUCUAAGGGCAAAGUUUAACACAGAGCACAAGAUGAAGAGAGAAGAUUCAUUUAAUAGACAUAUUUAUUUCAGGUUGAACAAAACAGAGUUUAUUGUUUGUCCAGAAAAGUGUUUUCGAAGGGAUAGUUAACCCAAAAAUGAAAUAUUCUGAUUCUUUCAUCAUUUACUCACCCUCUUGUUAUUUCAAACUUGUAUGACUUUCUUUGUUCUGCAGAACACAAAAGAAAAUAUUUAGAAGAAUGAUGGUAACUGAUCAACGGAAGAUACCCAUUGACUUCUAUUGUAUAGACGCAACACCAAUGGGUACCACCGUUCAGAUACCAACAUUCUUCAAAAUAGGUGAGUAAAUAAUGACAAAAUUUACAUUUUGGGGUGAUCCAUCAAGAAUGAUGAGUUAUUUACACGUGCAUUGUAUGCUUUUUGUCUAAAUGGUGAUGACCGCUGAAAACCAGUGUUUACUGAACAAAGUUAAAUGUGAAACAUUGCAAGUUAGGCUGUCUACACGCUAAAGUUUUCUUUGAUUUGUUACUAUAGAUGUUACGAGAUCUUUUCUGAUAACGAUUUGUCAGUUUUCUGAAUUUCUAACCCCCUGGUUAAUGUCAUGCCAGUGGUUGUUGUAUUUGUAUUGUUGUGUUAUAAGACAAUCUGUGGUCCAUGUUUAUAUGAGGUUGAUGUUUAAACUGAUAAACUGCAUGAAGCUGUGCCAUAUUAAUGUGUGUAUAAUUGAAUUGCUCUAAUUCUUGACAGGGUCAUGUUGUUGUUCUGUGACCUGAAUGAUGAUCACAAGGUGAUUUAAAUGCUAGACAUUAGUCUUGUAAAGUACGAACAUGAUUUUCCUGCUCCCUUAUUCAUUCUUCCUCUUUUGUUUAUUUUUCUCAGUGCAUGAGACCAUGAAUGAACAGUGAAAACAAUGUGUUAAUAUUCUUCUUCAGACUGCUGUUGCAUUUCAAUCUGAUCGGGUUUCUGUCUUGAUAUAUUUGCAUUUUUAGUCAGUGGGUGUGAAUGCUUUAAUGCAUUUCGUGCAAUUGCAAUAAAAAUGUUGUGCAUUCCUGUAGAAGAAACCUGACUGGGCUUCUUCAUAUUGAAUGAUUAAGUGUGUUCAAUUUAGACAGACAAGCAGACUUUUACUCUCUUUUAUUUAUAUACAGUAUAUGUAAACCACUGAUGUUUGUACAGUCUACAAAUAAGUAAUUGUUUGUAAUGUUUAUUAAAUAUCACAAUGCACACAAGAAAUGUACGGUAUGAACAUUCAGACAACAGUCCACCUUUUUGUCUUUGUUAAGGUUUCGAUCACAAAAACAACUUGAAUUCAUGCUGACCACAAUCGUCC